AUGCUUCAUGUUUGGAGACCUUCUGGGCAAGAGCUGGCCGUGGUGAGCGCAGAGGAUUUCAAGGAUGCAGUGGCUUUGAAGGAGCAUUUGCGCAAGCUGCAUGGUUUCCCUGUGUCUUUGCAGCAACUUCUGCAUGAUGGAAAUCUCCUUGCUGAUGACGCAGCUCUGGCUGGCCUUACGGAUCUUCAAGUAGUUCUUCUGACCAUCGCCGACCCUGCGCUUACCAACAAAGAUGCACGCUCAGCGGCAGCAGAGCUGCGGGAUGCUUCUCGACGGAAUCGUCAGGAGGUGGUGCGAUGCCUGCUGGAAGCUGGGGCUGACAAAGAUGGCGUGGAGUGUGACGGCGCCACCGCGCUGAUGCUCGCAUCUGAGCGUGGUCACCUGGAGGUUAUCCGUUUGCUGUUGGCAAGUGGUGCUGCAGCUGAUAGGCCAGACUUUUCCGGGCGGACUGCUCUUAUUCGCGCAUCUCAGCGUGGUCACGUGGAGGUUGCACGACUGCUGCUGGAAGCUGCUGCUGAGAAAGAUGGCGCUCAGGGUGACCUCGCCACGGCGCUGAUGAUCGCAUGUCAUCGUGGUCACCUGGAGGUUGUUCGCUUGCUUCGGGUAGCUGGUGCUGGAAAAGAAUGCACCGGGAAUCGCGGCGAGACAGCCCUAAUGCUCGCGUCUGAGAGAGGUCACCCGGAGGUUACACGCCUGCUGCUGGAAGAUUCUGCUGAGGUAGAUGCCAAAGACACUUUUGGGAACACAGCCUUGAUGCUGGCAUCUGGCAGCGGUCAUUUGGAGGUUGCACUUUUGCUUGUAGAAGCUGGUGCUGGUAAGGAUUGCUGGAAUCACAGCAGCACGACAGCUCUCAUGCUCGCAUCUGGCAGUGGUCAUCUGGAGGUUGUCCGUUUGCUGCUGGAAACCGGGGCUGACAAAGAUUGCUGGGACGAUGAUGGCAUGACAGCCCUAAUGUGCGCAUCUCGAAGCGGUCAUAUUGAGGUUGCACGUUUGCUGUUGGACUCUGGCGCGAAUAGAGAUUGCUGGAAUCACAAUGGCAUGACAGCCCUAAUGCUUGCAAAUCGGUUUGGUCGGGGUCAGGUUGCACGAGUUCUGCUAGAAGCUGGUGCUGCCAAGUGGCAAUGA
This is a messenger RNA of Symbiodinium sp. CCMP2456, 1125 nucleotides long. Lineage: Eukaryota; Dinophyceae; Suessiales; Symbiodiniaceae. The record is from the annotation of a GenBank genome assembly.